GCUCUUAGCUUGCUCCAGCUCCACCAUGUCCAGAACAUCAUACGAUAGAUAUCUCACUGUAUUCUCACCCGAAGGACGUCUAUACCAAGUUGAGUAUGCGUUCAAAGCAAUCUCUGGCUCAGGGCACACCGCAAUUGCCGUCAGAGGAAAGGAUACUUCCGUUGUUAUUACCCAACGUAAAGUUCCCGAUAAACUACUGGACGCGUCGACGAUCACCCAUCUCUUCAGCAUAACCCCUACCAUUGGCUGUGUAAUGACCGGUCUUAUAGCCGACGCACGCGCUCAAGUGGCCCGCGCUAGAUCUGAAGCUGCCGACUUUAGAUAUAAAUUCGGUUACGAAAUUACGCCCGACGCUCUAUCAAGACGGCUUGCCAACAUUAAUCAAGUUUAUACGCAGCGUGCUGCCAUGCGCCCAUUGGGAAUUGCCAUGAUUUUGAUCGGAAUCGAUCCAGAAUUUGGCCCUCAGUGUUUCAAGCUUGAUCCCGCAGGAUACUUUGUGGGAUUCCACGCAACCGCGGCUGGUCAAAAACAGCUAGAAGCCAUGAAUCAUCUCGAAAAGAAAUGGAAGAAACUGAAUUCUGGACGGGGUGGGGACGAUGCUGUGGCUGCAGGAAAGAGCCUUAGUCGAGCCGAGGUGAUUGAGAUGGCAAUCGAGGUCAUGUCCACGGUUCACGCAACUGAUUACAAGCCUGGGGAAAUUGAAAUAGGCAUUGUUUCGGUAGGAGAGACAGAGGACGAGAAAACCAGAGGAAUAUGGCGGGUAAUGGGUGAGGCCGAAAUCGAACGGCACCUUUUAGCAUAUGCAGAGAAGGACUAG
Messenger RNA from Laccaria bicolor S238N-H82, 817 nucleotides. Its product is annotated as 20S proteasome subunit. The coding region runs from base 26 to 817 and encodes 263 amino acids. NCBI's taxonomy places the organism in Eukaryota, Fungi, Basidiomycota, Agaricomycetes, Agaricales, Hydnangiaceae. The record is from RefSeq and is a predicted model, not a curated record. The transcript has 7 exons. Gene Ontology annotation, cellular component: nucleus; proteasome core complex; proteasome core complex, alpha-subunit complex. Gene Ontology annotation, biological process: ubiquitin-dependent protein catabolic process.